GUGUUGUAGACGCACCAGAGCUUCAGCUUCAAGCGAGCCAUCACUAGUGAGCAGAAAUGGACAAAAAAGGACGUAUUUUGAACGGCAAGUUCAAUUUUAAAGCAAUGCCAGAUGGAUCUGUUGACAAGACCAAAGUAAUUUGUAUUUACUGUCGAUGUGAACUACGUUAUCACCGUAGCACGUCCAGUCUCAAAUACCAUUUGCUAGCCAAGCACACAGCUGAAGCAGAGAAACUCCCUCGCCAAAUGCAGACCAUGCUGGAUAGCUUUCAAAGGAGACGUAUGGACAAUUCUACAACCAACAAACUUUCAACAGCCAUAGCAAAAUGGGUGGCUACAGCUUGGAGGCCGAUUGACAUUGUGGAGGAUGAGGGGCUACUUGAAAUAAUUCGCAUAGCGUCCAACGACUGCACGUAUGAAUUGCCUUCGAGAGCCAACACUGUAGCCAAGAUCCACAACUUAUAUGAAGAUGAGAAAGCCAAAGUCGAGGAGGCUUUGGGGCAGACCAAUACGGUUGCACUCACUGGAGACUAUUGGACUUUUCGAAGUAAUCACAGUUACCUUGGAAUAACAGCACAUUAUUUUUCACCACAGUGGGAACUAAAGUCGCAUGCUCUGACUGUUAAGGAGACAGAGGAGCAGCACUUCGCCGACACGUGCGCCGAGCAAUUUCUGCAGGUAGCUAGACAGUGGGGAAUUGAGCAUAAAGUCAGCACGCUGACCACUGACGGUGCAUGCAACAUGGUUGCAGCGGCCAGUCAGCUACCUGUAGAGCAUAUGCCUUGCAUCGCACACAGCCUCCAUCGAGCCAUCGCAGUUUCUCUACAGAACAGUCCAUUUAACAGCGCAUUGGCAAAAUGCAGAAAAGUCAUAGGCCAUUUCAACCAUAGCCCACCGAACGCACUGGAGCUCGAACAACAGCAAAUUGCACAUUUUCAUAAGAAAGAGUCACUUACACAGGACGUAUCAACAAAAUGGAACAGUACCCUGGAGAUGAUCAAGCAUGUUCUGAGAAAUCAAGAACCACUGAGAGAUGCACUGGCACUACAUCCAACUAAUGUCACAAUGCCAACAACAGCUGAAGUGGAGAAACUGAAGAAGCUGGAGACGGUUCUUGAACACUGCAGGUAUAUAACUGAACUUUUGGGAGGGGAGAAGUUUGUUUCCUGCUCAGUGGUGCUGCCAGCUUUGUGUCACCUGUCGCGAGUGAUGGAGGUCUCUGAGUAUGACCCAGCUUACAUGGUUAAAUUCAAGGAGACCUUUAAAGCAGAAAUGGAGAAGCACAAGGAAAAAACUAACAUCAUGUGGCUCAGGGUAGCAACAGCACUGGAUCCUAGGUUUAAGGGUCUUAAGUGUCUAAGCAGACCUGACAGGGCUGAGGUGUGGCGCUUGAUCAGUGCGUUGCUCAGGGAGAGGCAGAGGCCUGCACAGCCUGAACAACCAGCAACAUAUGAGCCAUCUAAGAAAAGAUCAGCUCUCAUGUUUGCCUCAGAGUCUUCAUCUGAUGAAGAGGAGGACUAUAUUGAGAAAUGUGUGGAGCGAUACAGGGCAGAGCCAACUAUUGACAUAGAGGACUGUCCCCAGAAAUGGUGGUCCAAGCAUGAAGGGGCACAUAGUGAGAUGGCCUACCUUGCACGCAUGUACUUGGCAACACCUGCCACAUCCAUACCAUGUGAGAGGUUAUUUUCACUUUCUGGGCAUGUUUUUCAGAACAAGCGAGCUGCCCUGUCAUCUGAAAAUGUUAAAAUGCAUGUCUGUUUGAGCAAUUGGGUUAGUGCAAAGUAAUAGUGACAACCCAUGUACUGUAUGUUCUAGGGUUGUUUUUUUCUUUGUUUCUCCUAUGUGCUGUUUCCAUGUUCAUGUUUUAUUAGGAAAAAAGGAGGAAGAAGCUUGGGUUGCUCAGCCUCUGCUUAAAAAAAAAAACUGGAGAGCAAAAAGAGGAAAAAUGCUAACGCUGCAAUGCUCAGCAACUAUGAGGUGUUCAAACUCCUCACAGACCUGAAGGAGCAGAGAAAGGACAGCGGGAAGCACAAACACAGCGUCGGGCAGCAGAACCUCAACACCAUCAUGUAUGAGACGCUGAAGUACCUGUCGAAGAUGCCCUGCAGCAGACAGAGCCCUGAGAUCGUCAAGGAGUUUCUCACCACCAUGGUGCCGCACAAACUCACAAAGGCAGAAAAACUACAGCUCCUGAACCACCGGCCUCUGACUGCAGUGGAAAUCCAGCUUCUGGUAGAAGAGAGUGAAGAGCGACUAUCAGAGGAGCAGAUUGAGGAGCUUAUCCAGACAGUCACAGAUGUCCUACCGGGAGACCCAGAGCAAGAAAACGCAGCUCCAGCAGACACAGAGAUGGAUGACGGCGGCGAACAGUCAUGACACCAUGACAGGCCAGAACUGGAGAUAACUGCCGAACUGGAUGGACUGUGAUUAUUUGCACGACUAAUUGAACUGUGCAUGAUGGGAUACAUGCUGCCCGACAGCUUGAUAAUUCACAUCAAGUUGACCUGUUACAUAACCAGAAGAAGAUAUACUGAUUGUUUCUCUAUGUGCAUUCAUACUACAUAGCUGCAUUAAAUCAAACAGGGUAGUGUGUCACAAUUGGAAUUAUUGGACUCUGAUUUCCAAAGCUGCAAUGUUAGACAGUUGUGCGAUUAAACUCAAGCUGGUGCAGCAUAAAUGUAAGAUCAAACAGUAUGAUUAGAUUGGCUGUGUAAUAACGAAGAACAAUAUAAGCCAGGAGGUUGUCACUCAACUCUUAUUCACAGUUUGCGAAGCAAUGAUUUUAAAACAUGCUGACACUUUAUUUUGCCCUUUGCAUUACAAAGAGAUGUAACAGCUGAAAUAAGCAGCGGUUGUUUGUCAUUUUGGAUCACGCAGAAAAGUUGCAGCCACUAUGUCUGCUUUCAGGUAUGGCUGCAGGGCUUACCCUGAGCGUAGUUGUCAGUACUGCAGGACAUGUUUCACAGAGAUGUGUUUCUGUAACUGUGCAGAGGUUACACGGGAUAUAAACUACAGGUUUGCAGCACAAACUCUUUAACCACAGGCCCUGGAUCUACUCCAGUUUUGUUUUGUUUUUACUUUCGUGUUGUAGUAGAGGAAGGAUGUGCUGGUUAGACUCAUGUAAAUUUCUGCUUUUGGGCUUCCUGUUGACAUGUCACAUCAGUUUCCUGUGCUUGCUAAGUACCUCACCGAGGCGGGACACCUAAGUGAAGUGAACACUGAUUUUUUUGGACAGCACAUCUGAGCGCGCCAAGCCCCCCAACCCAGCCAAAUCGGUCAUGCUUGUAAAUGUAAACAGGAGGAAUACUUUAUUAAUUUCUAUAUGACAAUGACAGUUAUCGCUGUUACUUUCAUUCUUACGAUAACAAACUACCAAAUCCGACAGUUUUACUGUACUAUUAAUUUUGUUCUGCAGUCAAGACUGGUAAGAACACAGUAAAAGUGGAAGUAGGCAACAUAUCUUUGGCAUCAUUGGGGGAAAAGAUUGACAUAUUAUUGUAAUUAAAGUGUUCCAUCAGAGGACUACGCUUGUGUGAGGGGAUUUUUUUUUUUUUUCAGAUUUAAAUAG
Messenger RNA from Pelmatolapia mariae (spotted tilapia), 3567 nucleotides. It is a transcript of the gene crcp, whose product is annotated as calcitonin gene-related peptide-receptor component protein. The coding region runs from base 1959 to 2375 and encodes 138 amino acids. The transcript is spliced from 7 exons. Gene Ontology annotation, molecular function: DNA binding; protein dimerization activity; nucleotide binding. Gene Ontology annotation, biological process: regulation of transcription by RNA polymerase II; transcription initiation at RNA polymerase III promoter. The record is from RefSeq and is a predicted model, not a curated record. Gene Ontology annotation, cellular component: RNA polymerase III complex; nucleus. Lineage: Eukaryota; Metazoa; Chordata; Actinopteri; Cichliformes; Cichlidae.